AUGUCUAAACGGGAAAUCGCUAACGAACUUCACAAACCAGCAAGGAAAAAUUUCACUAGGCGUCGAGUUAACGUCUAUGGAAAAAAUGAUUUAUGGCAAGCUGACUUGGUUGAAAUGAUACCAUAUUCAAAAGUAAAUGGUGGUUACAAAUACAUCCUGGUUGUGAUUGAUUGUUUUACAAAAUUUUCUUGGACAAAACCGUUAAAGUCUAAGACAGGUAAAGAAGUUACUAGUGCAAUGUCUACAAUAUUACUUGAUCGUUCACCGAAACUUUUACAACUCGAUAAGGGAAAAGAAUUUUACAACACUACUUUCGACGCUUUGAAGUAUGGCAUACACAAAUAUUCAACUUUCAGUAUUCUAAAGGCCAGCAUAGCAGAGAGAUUCAAUCGUACUUUGAAGGGAAAAAUGUAUAAGGAGUUCACUGCCCGUGGCUCUCAUGAAUGGGUUUCAAUUUUACCAAAGUUACUUGACGAAUACAAUAAUUCAUACCAUAGAACUAUAGGAAUGACUCCAAUACAAGCAGAUUCCAACCCCGCUUCGGUGGUAAUAAAACAUCGUGAAAUUAAUACUGUAAAAAAUAAGUUUAAAGUUGGCGAUAACGUUCGUAUCAGUACACAAAAGGGCGUGUUCACAAAAGAUUAUAUGGGUAAACCUAUAGCUGGUUGUUUUUACUCUGAAGAAAUAUACAAGACCAAUUUCCCAAACGAAUAUUUAAUUGAAAAAAUUAUACGUAAAAAACAUAAUCAAAUGUACGUCAAGUGGUUAGGAUUCGAUAAUACACACAAUAGUUGGAUAAAUACACGUGAUGUUAAAAAAUAG
Molecule: messenger RNA, 822 nt
Organism: Metopolophium dirhodum (rose-grain aphid)
Lineage: Eukaryota; Metazoa; Arthropoda; Insecta; Hemiptera; Aphididae
Exons: 2
Coding region: 1-822 (273 amino acids)
Biological process (GO): DNA integration
Molecular function (GO): nucleic acid binding
Source: RefSeq, a predicted model, not a curated record